AUGGCCCCUCCAAGUAUCCGUGAGCUGCUUCGUCGACGUGGAACCAAUCAAUCUGAGCAAGAUCCAGCGCAGUCACCGCAUCAGCAGAGCGCGAACGCAGAACAGCAAGCUAGCGAAGACCGGAAAGCCUCUGAACUGCGCGCCAAAUACCUAAAAUGGUUGGAUGAAAUGGGAGCGCUCGACACCCUACUAGUCAGUGUAGAGAGUGUCCCCAUGUCGCACGAUGGAUACGUGAACUUGAAAGAUUUCAUUGAGCAGAUGAGAACUCGUAUCGAAAUUGUCAGGAGUGAAAUCGACGAAGAGAUUACGAAGGGAUGCACCAUCAUGGACCCCUCGCCCCCAGGAAUAUUGGUACCCCAGGAACAAGAGAUGAUUUACAGUAUUGCAGCACUCAAUGGAAAGAGUAUCACGCCGCCAGCGCUCAUACAGCGUGAAGUCAACGCCUCGGUCAUCCAGUUGAACAGCUGUGACGACAACGGAGUUUUCUCGAAAGUGAUAACAUACCAGUACGGUACUAGGACGGACCCUCGACUACAUCCUGUGGUUGACAAAGUCAGGAACGUCCUGAAUGCGCUUUAUUCCAAAGUAGUUGGGCUUGAGGAGAGAAAUGUGGCGUUGCAGAACGAGUUGGAUGAAGUGCAGAAUGCUUUGGAUGGGGAGCGUCGAAAAAACAUGCGCCGCCAAGACUAUGACUACAGUCCUCAACACUACUGA
This is a messenger RNA of Alternaria infectoria, 714 nucleotides long. RefSeq lists its product as uncharacterized. NCBI's taxonomy places the organism in Eukaryota, Fungi, Ascomycota, Dothideomycetes, Pleosporales, Pleosporaceae. Bases 1 to 714 code for a protein of 237 amino acids. The record is from RefSeq and is a predicted model, not a curated record. The transcript has 2 exons.